AUGUCGACAACCUCAGCGCAUCGCACCAAGCGUCCUUUCCAGCCGUCAAUUACCUCAUACUUUGCCCGCGCCGACCGCUCCGAUCCCGAUGCAGCUUCCUCGCCCAUCUGCGACCAACCUCCGCCCCAGGGUCUGGCCGCCGUCCCCGCCAAUGUUCAAGCCUCGCUCCUGAACGUCGGCAUGCGCGUGCGCAAGUCCGUCCCGGAAGGCUACAAGACACAUAAAACCCUCCCUCCUACCGCGAACCCAAGCAUUCCAUCACACGUCCAGUACAAGCCGCAAGCGACCUUUGCUCCUACCAUGCCGACCAGCCGUCCGACCGAGCUCCUGCCCUUCUGCGGCAUACACAAGACGGGCGGUUACGACGUCCAGCAGCAGUCGCCAUCCUACUUCCACCACGACGCUGGCAACGCAAGCUCGGCACAUGCCGUCGACGCCCACGCGUUCGCGUCCCCGGCCGACGACUUCGGCCUCUCCAGCCAGGAGUCCAACGCCUCGACCAUCUCGACCGACUCGCUGCCCACCAACAAGCGCCGCUACGAAGACGAUGAGGACGGCAUUGGCGAGCAUGACCUCGCUGCGGACAACGCGCGGGGCGACAACGGCGACGGCGCCAGACCUCUCUUUCCCUCGCUGAACACUGGCUUGGCCGUGCCCGCCAGGGGUGACGACGUCGACGAGCUGCAGAUCUCGCCGCGGACGGUGUAUCCGGUGAGCCACACGGUCAUGCCGAACCUUGGCGCGCCGAUGAGGCCGGUCGCGAGGCCGAGGACGAGGAGGAAGAACGGCGAUGUUGCCGGGGCCCGUGGCGGGGGCCGCCGACAGGCGGUCGACGAGGACCCGUUGGACUUUGGAGAGGCAGACUUCUUGAGACCUCCGUCGUCAGAAUCGUGGGGAGGAGACGUGGAGGUGGAGAUGGGUGGGAUUUGA
Molecule: messenger RNA, 930 nt
Organism: Diplodia corticola
Lineage: Eukaryota; Fungi; Ascomycota; Dothideomycetes; Botryosphaeriales; Botryosphaeriaceae
Product: ribonucleotide reductase inhibitor
Exons: 1
Coding region: 1-930 (309 amino acids)
Cellular component (GO): cytoplasm; nucleus
Molecular function (GO): ribonucleoside-diphosphate reductase inhibitor activity
Source: RefSeq, a predicted model, not a curated record